Penicillium macrosclerotiorum is the source of this 1383-nucleotide messenger RNA. RefSeq names its product WD domain protein. The transcript has 3 exons. The record is from RefSeq and is a predicted model, not a curated record. Gene Ontology annotation, molecular function: protein binding. Bases 1 to 1383 code for a protein of 460 amino acids. NCBI's taxonomy places the organism in Eukaryota, Fungi, Ascomycota, Eurotiomycetes, Eurotiales, Aspergillaceae.
AUGCCCAAGCGCCAGAGGGAGAAUGUGGAUUUUGAUAUCCCUCCUGCAAAACGACAACAAGAGGCAGGGAAUGAAUCCGAAUCCCAUGACCGGAUAUCGUCUUUAAGUGAUGAGCUUCUGUUGCAUAUCUUGUCUUUGCUCCCGAUCUCUUCUUUGAAUGUCUGUCAAAGAUUAUCCCGUCGCUUUUUUGCUUUGGGCGGAGACUCGGAACUUUGGAAAAAGCAGUACUAUUCCCAGUGGAUUUCAUUUUCAGAUGAGUCCAAUGAAUCUACCCUUCGUCCAACUGCAAUAGCAGUGAGCCAGUUGGAGCAUGAGCUGGAGAUUGUUGUUGGGUUCGAGACUGGUCGAUUCAAUCGCUAUGUUCUUGACUUGCAGAGCUUUCAAUUAGGGUUACACUCCUCCCAUGUUGGUUUCCGGGACGGAGCUAUUACCGCUAUGGCGUUGUCGUCCCCGUACCUUUUAAUUGUGUCCCAGCACAGAAGUCUGUCACUUUAUAACUUACGAGAGCCCUCUGAUCGAUCUGAAAAAGUCGACGGGGCUAAGAAACUCCAAGAGCUUGCAUCCCUCAAUGCAGACAAUAUUGUCGCUCCCAUGACGCUGUCCCUCCGAGUCGCAGCCUCUGAAAUUGUGGCCACUAUCGUCUAUAGUUUCUUUCACAUUGGGUGUGGAUGGUCUCUGGGCAUUCAAGAACUACGGUUCGACACUGCCGGCCAGCAAUUGGAGUCUCGCCUGGCUAGUACGGUUGAUUCGCAAUACGGGAUCCGACCACUCCCUAAUCGUUUGCCAUUAUCCUCACCGUCUGCACGGCGACGACGCUCUACUGAAGAUGAGCCCGUCAAUAGCCUCAGCUCGGCCACUCCGACCAUGCCAUCUAUUCUUCAUCUUCAGCCGCCGACAUCUAUGUCCUACUCGCACCCAUAUUUGCUGACCUCACAUGCGGAUAAUACCUUGACCAUGUACCUUGUGGUUUCCAAUACCAACCAUCUCUUUGUCCGUGGCGGGCAGCGACUCUGGGGCCACACCUCGUCCGUGUCUGCCGUGCAGGUUACCAACCGCGGGAAAGCUGUGUCAGUCAGCUCACGCGGCGAUGAGAUUCGUAUCUGGGAACUGGAGAUGGCAAUUCCCUCGCUGGGUAGCCACCGCCCAUUGAAGGAGGAGAACAGCAUUCAAGUGACUCCGGAGCCAUCGGAACAGGAAGAAUCAAUCCUCGAUUGCCCAUCCGAGAGGCUGCCAAACGAAAUGGGCAAUUCCCAAAUGGCUCCUGGGACCUCAGAAGAGCUGUCUCGAAUGCAUGGGUGUGUUGGAUUCGACGACGAACGAGUGCUAUUACUUCGCGAAAAGACCGCUGGCACGCAGCUCUUGGAAUGUUACGAUUUCACAUAG